AUGUAUAAAAUCAGAAAAUUUGCAGAGUUUUUGGGAGUUUUAAGUCCAGCGUGCCCAGCUGUAGCUUAUGGUUUCAUUCAUUGUAAACGCCUGGAAAGGCAGAAAUUUCUAGCUUUGAAAUUUAACGGUGACAAUUAUGAGGAAAAAAUCUUAAUAUCUGAAGGUAUGUCAGAAGAUCUUAAUUGGUGGCAAAUAAAUACUGUCAUUGGAUCAAAUCCAAUUAGAACACAAGUUUAUUCAAUGGAAAUAUUUUCCGAUUCUUCAUUGUCAGGCUGGGGCUGUUAUUGUAACGGUUCAAAAACGUAUGGGUUUUGGAAUAAGAAAGAAGGAAAAAAUCACAUUAAUUAUCUUGAGCUGUUAGCAGCAUUUUUUGGAAUAAAAUGUUUUGCUUCAAAAUUAUCGCAAUGUGAAAUCUUACUUCGUUUGGAUAAUACAACGGCGAUUUCAUAUAUUAAUAAAGCGGGUGGCGUACGAUUUCCAAAAUUGAGUAAAUUGUCAAGAAAAAUUUGGGAAUGGUGCGAAGGGAGGAAAAUUUGGUUGAGGGCAUCCUACAUUCCAUCUGCUGAGAAUACAGAAGCUGACAAUGCGUCGCGUCAAAUUAAUAUAGAUGCUGAAUGGGAACUAUUUCAUCAUGCAUUUACAAGCAUACAAAACCAAUUUGGUUCUAUUUCAGUGGAUUUAUUUACAUCCAGGAUAAAUAAAAAAUGUAAAAAAUUCUUUUCUAGAUUUUCAGAUCCAGAAGCUUCGGCUAUAGAUGCCUUUACUAUGUCAUGGAAAAAUGAAUACUUUUAUGCUUUUCCUCCUUUCGCACUCAUUCUGCGCACGCUAAGAAAAAUUAUUAACGAUAAGGCAUUAGGCAUUGUUAGACAGGAACCAUCCACUAGCAUCCCACCUUUCACUAGUGGCAGGCAAGUUAUCUGGUCAGGGUAUCUCAAACAAGGAUUAACCGAGGAAGUUGCGGACGUUAUGGUUAAUUCUAUUACUAAUUCAACAUUAAAACAAUACGAGUGUCAUCUAAGAAGUUGGUGGGAGUUCUCUCAUUUAGAGAAUCUUGAUAUCUAUAAUGCAAAAAUUAUGGAUAUUAUUAAAUUUUUAAACAAACGUUACAAAACCGGUGCAAAUUAUAGUACGCUAAACACCGCUCGUUCCGCAAUUUCCUUAAUUUCACUUUAUGAUAUUAAUAAAGAUAGUCUGAUAUCUCAUUUCUUAAAAGGUGUGUUCAAACAAAGACCACCAAAACCGAGAUACGCAACAAUUUGGGAUGUCACUUCAGUUCUCAAUUAUAUUGAAAAUUUGCAUCCAUUAAAAGGUUUAAAAUUGAAGGAUGCUGCAGAAAAAGUUGUCACCUUAUUAGCGCUAACAACAGCUCAGAGGCUGAAAACCCUGGCACUGAUAAAUAUAGAUAACAUAAACAAAUCUGAUACAGGGAUAAAUAUUAAAAUCACAGAUCACAUAAAAACAUCAAAAGUAGGAGUUUUUCAACCAGAAUUAAUAUUGCCGUUUUUUAAAGAGAAGCCACGUUUGUGUGCAGCCACUGCAGUUUUAGAUUAUCUAGAUUGUACUAAAGAUUUGAGAAAUAGUGUCAAAAGAUUGUUUAUUGCCACUGUGAAGCCUUUUGGUACAGUGUCGUCACAAACUAUUGGUCACUGGAUCAAAACAUUGCUAGGCAAAGCUGAUGUGAAUACAGAACUUUUCACAGCAUAUAGUACUCGACAUACAGCAGUUUCUAAAGCUCAUAAACGAGGAAUAGACAUCUCAAUUAUAAGACGUAGUGCUUGGUGGUCACCCAAUUUACAA
This is a messenger RNA of Hylaeus anthracinus, 1797 nucleotides long. RefSeq lists its product as uncharacterized. NCBI's taxonomy places the organism in Eukaryota, Metazoa, Arthropoda, Insecta, Hymenoptera, Colletidae. The record is from RefSeq and is a predicted model, not a curated record. Gene Ontology annotation, molecular function: DNA binding. The annotation marks the transcript as partial. Gene Ontology annotation, biological process: DNA recombination; DNA integration. The transcript has 2 exons.